This is a messenger RNA of Cadophora gregata, 1632 nucleotides long. RefSeq names its product 1,3-beta-glucanosyltransferase gas1. Gene Ontology annotation, cellular component: cytoplasm; fungal-type cell wall. The transcript has 3 exons. Gene Ontology annotation, molecular function: 1,3-beta-glucanosyltransferase activity. The record is from RefSeq and is a predicted model, not a curated record. The coding region runs from base 1 to 1632 and encodes 543 amino acids. Gene Ontology annotation, biological process: fungal-type cell wall (1->3)-beta-D-glucan biosynthetic process. Lineage: Eukaryota; Fungi; Ascomycota; Leotiomycetes; Helotiales; Ploettnerulaceae.
AUGAAGAUCUCCGGAGUCGCUUCCAUCGCUACAGCUGCGCUUGGCGGUGCUGCUUUCCUAGCUACAUCCGUUGCAGCAGCAGAUCUCCCACCUAUCGUUAUCAAGGGAUCCCAUUUUUUCUACGAAAACGGUACAGAGUUCUUCAUUCGGGGUAUCGCCUAUCAGCAAGAUGUUUCGUCGAACGGGACAACUUCCGGCUCAUCCACAUUUACCGACCCAUUGGCGGAUGAAGCUGGGUGUAGACGUGAUAUACCCUUACUCCAACAACUUGGCACCAAUGUUAUUCGUGUGUACGCCAUCAAUGCUUCUUUGGAUCACUCGGUCUGCAUGGGCUUGCUACAAGAUGCUGGUAUCUACCUCAUCCAGGAUCUCUCGAACCCUUCAUUCUCUAUCAACCGGAACGAUCCCACCUGGACAACUGAAUUGUUCGCCAGUUACGCUGGUGUCAUUGACGCCGUCGCCAAUUACACAAAUGUUCUGGGGUUCUUUGCUGGUAACGAGGUAUCGAAUGAGGUCAACAAUACCAACGCUAGUGCUUUUGUUAAGGCCGCUGUCCGGGACAUGAAGGCGUACAUCAAGACCAAGAACUACCGAAAAAUUGGUGUAGGCUAUGCUACAAAUGAUGAUCCUGCUAUUCGUAUUGAUCUUGCUCACUAUUUCAACUGCGGCGAUGUUGAUGAGGCUAUUGACUUUUGGGGCUACAAUAUUUACUCGUGGUGCGGCGAUUCAUCAUUUACGGAAUCCGGCUAUGAUCAGAGAACUCUCGAGUUCAAGAACUACUCUGUUCCCGCCUUCUUCGCUGAGUAUGGUUGCAACACUGUCCAACCCCGUAAAUUCACCGAAGUUGGGGCAAUCUAUGGCAAGAACAUGACCAGUGUCUGGUCAGGUGGAAUCAUGUAUAUGUACUUCCAGGAAGCUAACGAUUAUGGGCUCGUUUCCGUCUCGGGCAGCACUGUCUCCAAAUUGCCCGAUUUUGCUGCUCUGUCUAGCCAACUGGCCAGGAUCACCCCCAGCAACACACCUUUGGCCAAUUAUGUCGUCACAAACACUGCUGCUCAAUCUUGCCCAACUGUUGGAACUGACUGGGCUGCUUCCGACGCUCUUCCUCCAAUUGCCAACGCAGACCUCUGUAACUGCAUGGUAUCGUCGCUAUCAUGUGUUGCGAACACUGGACUGUCGGGAAACAAGACCGCGGAGCUGUUCAGUACCGUCUGUGGCUUGGAUGAAACUUCAUGCAACGGAAUUACCGCAAAUGCUACCACAGGUAUUUAUGGUGCAUACUCCAUGUGCACCGGGUACCAAAAGCUGUCAUUUGCUUUUGACCAGUACUAUCAGAGCCAAAAGAAAGCAUCAACAGCCUGCGCUUUCGGCGGGAAUGCCAAGGUACAGACUGGAUCUACCAGCACUAAGUGCAAGGGUCUUAUUUCACAGGCAGGGAGUGCUGGAACUGGCACUGUCACAACAGCCCCCACGGGAACUGGCUCGACAGGUAGCUCGUCUGGAUCCUGGUCAACAACGACUAAAAGCGCGGCAGGUGCAACAAUAAUCCCUCGAUUCAAUAUCGGCUUUUUGCAGAUGGGAAUUUACAUCUUUGUUGCUGGAAUGGCGGGUGCUGGCAUGGUUCUGCUGUAG